This is a messenger RNA of Mytilinidion resinicola, 1612 nucleotides long. RefSeq names its product CBD9-like protein. The transcript has 4 exons. NCBI's taxonomy places the organism in Eukaryota, Fungi, Ascomycota, Dothideomycetes, Mytilinidiales, Mytilinidiaceae. The coding region runs from base 53 to 1402 and encodes 449 amino acids. The record is from RefSeq and is a predicted model, not a curated record.
CCUUGACUUCUUCACCUUUGUCUGUUGUAUGCUCUUUUCGAGCUUCCCCACGAUGCUCUCGGCUAGAAGAUCGACUGCCGUCGUCGCUCUAACCUACUUCGUGUCUACUCUUCUUACAUUUACCACGGCGGCCCUUACUCCACGCUCAAACUCGAUUGUAGUAAGAGAGGAGAGUGCUGCCUCUGCAUUUGUCUAUGGGGUUGAUGGCGGAAACAUCACUUUCGCCAUAACAGCAGUUAAGUCAAAUGGCGACAUCUGGUUUCAUAUGGCUGCACCCUCCAAGUACUCAUACAUUGCUUUUGGUACUGGCAAACAGAUGGACGGUUCUACAAUGUGGUUUGGCUAUGCCAGCUCGGAUGGUAAAGGGGCUACGCUUUCCCCUCGCACCUCGGGUGACCACGUCGAACCGGAGUAUAGCUCCAAAAUCAAAUGCAGCCUCGUUACUGACGGGUUUGAGAACGGUGUCGUAAACAAGACUCUUCUCGUGAACGGCCACUGCACGAACUUCACCGCCGCACAAUCCGGCAAGAACGGCGACUCAAAACUCAACUUCGACUCCACCCAGCAGUCCUUCAUUUUUGGUCUUGGUCCUACGAGCCAUACGCUCCACUCGAACGACUUGGAUGCUGGCAUCCGGCGGCAUACCGAGUACGGCACCUUCCAAAUGGACUUGACCAAGGCCACCGUGCACGACGGCGAUGGAGUGACGCCUCCCAAAGGUGCCGCAGCGUGGACGAACUCAAAUUCGGGAAAGGCUGAAGAUGUGACGACUGGGGAUAUGGAUUACAUCAUCCCCGUCCACGCUGUGGCUAUGUGCGGCGCGUUCGUGCUCCUGUACCCGGGCGGCGUACUCCUCCUACGUGUCUUGGAGAAAGUCAUGUGGCACGCCUGGAUGCAAGGCCUAGCAACUAUCAUAGCCAUUCUCGGAGUGGGACUAGGCAUCAAACUCAGCUUGACAUAUAACCACUCCAAAUCCUUCAACGCCGCCCACCAACUCAUCGGCCUGGUUGUCGUCCUCGCCUGUGUCGUCCAAUUCGCUCUCGGCUACCUCCACCACCGCGCCUACAAGCGCACGCAGCGCCCUACGCCUCUCGGCCGCAUCCAUCGCUUUGCCGGCCCCGUGAUCCUGCUCAUCGGUAUCACUAACGGCUUCACAGGCUUCAACUUCUCCGAUAAUGCAAAGGACAAUAUUUGGUACGGUGCCGUGGUCGCGAUAGUGCUUGUCGUCACUGUGGGGUUGCUUAUCUGGGCUCGAAUUCGAAAUGGGCGGCGGGCUAAGAAGGCGACGAGUCAGGAGUUUGGGCUGCCGGCGUAUGAGGGGAUGAGGGGGGAAGGAGGGAACGAUAGUGGUGGGUAUGAUGCGAGUAGGUAUGGGAGCAAUGUUCAUUUGGGAACUAUGUAGCCGAAUUAUGAUGAUAGUAGAGCAUAUCGCCGAGGCCGAUAGUAUAACACGGUUAUUAAAGAGAGAAGUAUGGAGACGAAUCAGCGCCAUUUUUCCUGCGCAUGUGUCCUCAUAAUUUAUAGCGUUGAGGGCCACAAGGCCUUCUGGAUGUAUGAGACUUGUAGACAUUGUCGGUUAAUUGGCUCCUUGUGUUCUUCGUUUAAUUCAUGA